GAGCGAAUGACUUGCGCUCUACGGCUUUCCAUCACCUGAACAUCCUGGACACAAUGCAACUCCAUCGCACCCUCGCACUUGUCUGUCUAUAAAGAGGGUCAGGAAGAGAGUUCCAGCCUCCUUUGUGCUCUGAGCAAGCGAGAGGCUAUGUCUGAAGAGGAGGAACAUGACAUUAAAGCUGAGGAUGAGCUUGCCAAAGUACUUAGAGACUUAGGAAUUAAUACAACUUAUUGGAUUCCAAAACUACGAGAUAUUUUGGAUAUCACCAAUGUACAAGCAUUGCAAUAUUUUGGCCCUGAGGAAUUUGAAAUCAUAGAACCAUAUUGCCGGCAUUCAUGGGAGAAAAAGGCAUUGUGUACGUUAUUGGGAAUGUCGGGCAAUGAAGUUGUUUUAAAACAAUCACAACAAUGUGAGCCAAUUGGAAAUAAACAGAAGCAAGAUGCACCAGCAAAGCAGCAUCCAGAACAAAUCCAUCAGAAAAGAUUAAUUCACAGUGGUGAGGCCAACGUAGAGACUGAGACAGAGCAGCAAAUGGAAUUGAAAGGAGAAAAAGAAACCCCAUUAUGUGAUGGCAGCCAUUCCAAUGAUAUGGCAAACACUUCUCUAAAGCAGUUAGAUUUAGCAGACAUUUCAACUUUACUUGGGACUUUUUCACAUCUAAGUCUUUUACAAAAUGCAUCUAAAGGACUUGCUUUGGAGGGGGUGUAUCGAACUGGUCAAAUAAAAGAUAGGUUAAAGAAAAGAGGCAAACUCUUAAACAUCCCAAUGUCGUUUGAUCUUGCUGGGCCAGUACAUCAGCCGAUGAUAAAGAAACAAGAGUUUUCAUCAUCUGAAGAGGAAAAAAUACUUGAGACAGCAAUGGAAGUAAUGGGAUUCAAUACCAUCACGACAGAAGAAGGUUUCCUACAGUCCUUGAAGGAAGAAAUCAACUCGCAGCAUAGCAAGGCAUUAUACAAUGAAAAAAAGCAACAAGAUAAUCCCACGGAUACCUGCAUUCAUAGCGCCAAAUACCUGUACCUACCAAUUGCCUCAGGUAGUCUUGACUUUAAUCAACUCAAGCUCUCUGAUGAGGCGUUGGAGGAAAUACAAAGCGUUGAAAACACUUUAAAAACCGCCAAGGAUUCUUUUAAAACGCAUGUGCUAAAAAACAGGUUAAGAAGUUUUUUUGAGAACUUUGGCUCUCAUGCCCAUACAGGCCCUGUCCACUUUGGUGGGAUAUUUAAGUGGAAAGCAUCAGCAGAGGGCAUCAGUUCAGAUGAGGUAAAGGAAGACAGAAAUAUGCUAUCGGAGGCAGUGGAAAUGUAUUCCACUUCUGCCUACAACAGCAGUGGUAGUGCAGGUGGUGUGAGCAUGAUGGCAUCCGAAUUUACCACGGAAUUUUCUGAAAAAUACAAUGCUCCACUUCUUAGUAAGGUGACAUUUUCCGUAGGUACAAUAGGUGGAUCACCUGGCAUUUGUUCUCUUCAACAAUGGAAAACCGACAUUGUAUCCAACACCAAGACGUGGUCUGUCAUUGAUCUAGGCACAUCAUUGGUUCCAGUGUGGGACAUUGUCAAGUUUAACCACAAGGAUGAUUUUCAAAAUACCUUGAUAGCUAGCAGGCUCAAGGAGGCAUACACACUUUUGACAAACCAAAAUCCCAAUUUUUGUCUUGAGACCAUAUUGGUCUCUGCUAAUGCUAAAGCCAGGUCAGUGAUGCAAGAUAUUAAACAUUGGCAAGAAUCCGACAUGGAAAAUAAUUUAAAAAAGAUACUUGAUUUGAAACAGACGUUAUAUGAUGAAACGAAAAGCAAUUUAACUUGGAUAAACACCUGUUUAUCUCACCCAGCCCUCCAAUCAUUUUGGUCAAAUCUUGUUACAGCACCUGCCAAAACGGUGAAAAUAACAAAGCUUAUGCGGUCUAUUAUGGAGCCAAACAGCUGUGACGUUGACAGUUUUCCACAAUUCGCCUCCAUUAUGCAGUGGCUGAAUGAGUCUGAAGGAGUCCCUACUCAAUUAUCUGACUUUAAAGAUCUCGUGAACAUCUUAACAAAAGCAAAAGAACAUUUGAAAGUUGACUUUUCACCAACUUAUUCAGAAAUUCAUGGAAAAAGAAACAAAGAAAUCACACAUGCAUUUAAUUCAUUCUGUCAAUCACUGAGAACAACAAAACGCAUCGAACAAGAGCUACUCAUCAUUUCAGUUGCUUCUGCUGUUGGCUACUGUGUAAAAGAAAAACGAUUUCAGCAUCCCCUGAAUUACGACAACAUUGAUCAUCUUCAACGUGCACUAGAGUCAUCUUACGGAGAGUACUCAAGACUGAUGCAACAAGACAAAUCCAGAGCUCAGGCAUACGUGUUACGGACAGGUUUGUCUAAUGCACGGACUCUUGCCGAAAAACGAAAACAGUUCGAUUUCAUGAGAUCCCAGGUCGAAGAAACAAUGUGUGCUGAAGUUUCCCAUGUGAUUAAAUGCAGUGAAAUAGGGCCAACUGACUGGAAUAAACUUGAUAUGAUGCUGGAAUCCAUUAUCGCUGGAACUUCCAAAGAACAAACAUGUAGUUCAAAGAAAGAAUGUACGAUACAAAAUGCAGGAAUAAUUUCCCAGGGGGGGUGUAAAGAGGACACAUAUUCAAGGCAAGAAGAAUUACAAAAUAAACCAUCUAUUCAACCACAAAGAAAUGAUGAUGAUGAAAAGUUAAUUAAUCUGCUUGAAAGACUCUCGCUGAUAAAAUACUACCCCAAAGAAUUACACACAAGUGAUGUAUGUGUUAUCAACAGGUCUCCAAUUCAAACUAACCCUGAUCGAUGCACAGAACAAGAACUUGCUCUUUCGUAUCUGCAAAAACUGAUGAUGAUUGACUAUCGAGCAAGAUGUGUUAGUUUUCAGUGUGAAAAUCAAAACCAAGGCAAAUUAAACAACAUAUCUCAGUCCACGAAUACAAAUAAAAGCCAUAAUAGUGAUAGCUUCUUUUCUGAUGAUAAUGAUGAUGACGUAAUAAAUAACAGCGAUGGGCCUAGGACAAACACUGAAACCUACAUUCACCCUAUGGACUUACAAAUGGCAAUUUUCCAUUGUGGAGACAAUUUUGUAAGGCAGUACAUUUACACCAAACUUUCAUUCAUCCAGUUCGCACUUCCGCUUUUAGUUCCAAAUCCUUGUCGUUCAGAAAUAGAAUUCCCUAUAUGGUCAUUCAGACAGAUUAAAAAGAGCUGGAAAUACCGUGAUGCAUCUACCAAAAAAUGGCAAUCUAAAAACUGUGCAAUAACUGAUGCCAACACACCGCUAGUGUCCUUCGUAAGAUUUGGUGAAUCACCUGCAUCGAAAUCUCAAAUAAUGAACUCUCUGCUCGGCAAUCAAACGCAUCGAGUUUUUUUUAAUAGGCACUGCCGAGGCAGCAGCAGGAAUGGUCAACUAAUGAAAGGAGUUGCAGAGAUCGCCUGGUAUCUUCCAGGUGCGAAGGACAAUGAUGUAUUUAAUGACUGCAUAGCAUUCACUAAUCUCCAUGGAGAUGCAAGAGAACACAAAACACAGGUAACAUUUUUACAUGAGAUUUCGUCUAUAAAUGUAAUUUUACUGUCAGAUGGUGAUCGCAAUGAAGAAGGCAAACGUAUCUUAGACGAAUGUUUGAGAUCUCCAAAGCCGCUAAUUUGCCUCUGUGCUGACAAAAAGAGAGUUUCCAGCAGAGUAUCUGGAACAAACGCGAAAAUUGCUGUCGAGAAUCGAAAUGAGGCUGAGUUAAUCGAUGAAGUGACAUCAAUAAUCAAUUUUUUUUUAAACAAUUCAAAAAUAAAAAUAAACAUCGAGGCUUGCUCAGCUAUUGCAAGACAGCAUGGCUUCAUUGUUGAUGAAGAUGAUAAACAAUGUGAAGAGGGAAAGGAUAUGGCGAAAGUUUUGCUGAGUCUUAUAAGUGACAAGCCGCUGUGUUCCAUAAAGGAGACAUUUUUGCCUCUUCAAGGGAAAUUGUGGCAGUCGUGGUGCAAGAAAGACAAAGAAUUGAAACGCAUGACGGUAAGGGGGGGACAAAGUAUUGAGGAAUACAAAAGUAAUAUUUUAGGAGAAAAAACACGCAUUAGGAAAGCACAGCUUGAAAAAGCAUUUCCUCUUAACGAUUUUAUGAGAUCAUUGAUUGAAAUUUUGAACCAAAAGGCAUGCACAGUAAAAACAUACUUUCUGCAUUGGCUACGCAUAUACUUAGAUAAUAUGUCUGCAGAUCGCUUAUCACAACUUCAUCUCACUUAUCAUCAGACCUGGAUGGAAAUAAAAGCGUUGAAAAUACAAGCUUGUAACACGAGUGCCAUUGCUACAAAACAAUCAGAGUUGGAUAAAAUAUCAGAAGAACUUGAAGCCUCUUCCUUUGGAAUCGAUCACGUUUUUAGGGAAGUUGGUCAGAUCUACGAAGCUUCACAGACAACGCCAUCAGUUGACAAACUCCCAGCUACUUUGCCCAAGAUUGCUGCAGAAAUGAUGAUCUCUGGAUUUCCUCUUGAACUCAUGGAUGGUGAUGCUGCACAUGUCCCACUCAUUUGGAUUAGCUCAAUCUUGGACGAAAUCAUUGCUAAAAUUGGGAACGUGAAGCUGUUUGUUAUCUCAAUACUGGGAAUACAGAGUAGUGGGAAGUCCACGCUACUCAAUGCCAUGUUUGGUCUCCAGUUUCCUGUUGGCAGUGGGAGAUGCACCCGAGGGGCCUACAUGCAGUUAGUGAAGGUGGAGGCAGAGUUCAGUAAACAGCUGGGAUAUGACUUCGUGCUGAUAGUCGACACAGAAGGACUGCGUUCUGUAGAGUUGUCAAAUGCAACACGUAGUCAUGACAAUCAGCUGGCAACGUUUGUGAUUGGGCUGGGAAACAUGACCGUGAUCAACAUUUUUGGAGAGAACCCUUCUGAAAUGCAAGACAUUCUACAAAUUGCUGUGCAGGCGUUUCUGAGAAUGAGGCAGGUGAAGUUAUCACCGAGCUGUGUGUUUGUCCAUCAAAACGUAGGAGAUGUGACUGCUCACAAUAAGAACAUGGAGGGAAGGAGACGCUUUCAGGAGAAACUCGAUGAGAUGACCCGCAUGGCUGCAGACCAGGAGCAGUGCGCUGUUGCAUCAUUUGACGCAGUGAUCAGGUUUGACGUGAACUCUCAGAUCCGUUACUUUGCUCAUCUUUGGGAGGGAGACCCUCCGAUGGCUCCGCCAAAUCCAAGCUACUGCCAAAAUAUUAAAGACCUUAAAGAAAUGUUACUUAGAAAUGCCAAAAAGGAAAAAACAGUCAAUGUCUUGAAGAUAUCAGAAUUCAAAUCACGCAUUAAAAAUCUAUGGACGGCUUUGCUCGCAGAAAACUUCGUUUUUAGCUUUAAGAACACAAUAGAGAUCGCAGCUUAUACCAAACUGGAAGAAAUGUAUGGAAAAUGGACUUGGGAACUCAGGAGUCAUGUUCUUCAGCAGGAAAACAAACUCUAUAACAGCAUUGAUAACAAUACAGAUACAAUGACACGAUUACAGAUUGAACGAAGAAUUUUGUCAAACUAUCAGGAUAUUAAAAAGAAAAUGGAAGAACAUUUCAAUAGCGCAGAUGAUGCAGAAUUGUUGGUUCAAUGGAAAGUUAAAUUCGAAAAAGGAUUUGAAACAUUGAAAGAAGAGCUAGUAUUUGAUGCUUACAAAAACUACUCUGCCCUGAUGGCUCAAAAACACAAAAAACGAAAUCUUGAUCUGCAGAGAUCAAGUUAUGAAGAUCAACUUAUUAGAAAGAGCAAGGAUUUGGCUUCAAUAUUGAGAGGAAAUACAGUAAAUGACGAAGAAUUGAAGAAUGAUUUUGAUAAAAUCUGGAAGGAGUGGAUUAAAGUGAUAAAAGACGGUAUGACCAGCCCUGCAACGCUUGAUGUAAAAAAAGAAAUUAAAAACCUUCUUUACGACGUUUACGAGAAUCAAACUCAACACCUAGAAACAGUGAUAUUGAACUAUCACUUAGGGACAGAACUUAACGUUAAUCAAAACGAACACAUUAUGAUGAACGCGACAUGGCUUGGAGCUCGGAGUCACCAUUUCAAAGAUGAGGAUACUGAGUUAAUAAAAAUAAAAAUUACUGACAUAAAAUACAAAGUCAGGAGCUGCAUUACCACCCAGGAGAAACAUAAAACCAAUUUCAACCCAUCCUACAUACGUGAAAUUUUAGAGGUAAUGAAUUCAGACAUACAGGAAUUUUCAAAAACCAAUCGAAGAUUUUGGCUCACAGAUAAGUUCAAAAUUGAUUUAUCUGUCCACAUAUUAGCAGAGGUUACGGGGCGAUUUCAGGAAAUGCAUGAGAAUUUCCAGAGGGAAAACGAUCCAUUAGUAUACUUCACCAGUAAGAAAGAAGAAUACUUCAACAGCUUCAAAAUCCGCUGCCAAGGCGCAACGUCCACAACUAUUUUCGUGGAUUUUUUGUGUAACAAACUGAAAGCAUCCAUUGAACAGACAGUUUAUGAUAAAGUUUGCAUUGACAUUGCAGGCAGGAUGAAGUCCACAUUUCCGGCAUUCAACGGAAAUCGAUCAAAAUUAGAAAACUACAUUCUCAUAGAUUUAGCGAAAAAGAAAGAUUUUAAAGCAUUUGAUGAAUAUAUUCACCAUCCAAAAGAACACUUUCAAAAAUACAUUACGGAAUGUGUAGAAGAAUAUUGCAAGGGAAAAGAUAAUGAAAUAAUUCACGAGAUGUUAAAGUCAAGUCUUGGGGAUACCACAGCUGCAAUUACUCGUGCAAUCAAUAAGGGAACGGAAGUUGUACAAAAAAACGAGUAUGAUGCAUCUUCAUGGCUGGAUACAUUUUGCACACAACUUGAUGACGUCAUCAAGUUCCCAAGACACACUUUGGACCAAGGCGACUGCAGCGACAUAACGGAUAUUGGAUUUCUUAAAGAAGAAUUAACAAAAGGACUAAAAACCGUGGUUGAAGGAUUAAAAGAUACAUUUUCUUCAGCAUGCUUAAAUGAUUUACAAAACGUUCAGAACCAACCUCACGAAAUACUAUUUCGGCAGCUAUGUGGGUGCUGGGUGCAGUGCCCGAUGUGUAAAGCUAUCUGCACAAACACGAUGUUCAAUCAUGACGGAGACCACAGUGUUCCCAUUCACCGCCCCAGUGCAGUGAGUGGAGGAAAGUGGCAUAGAACUGAUCACUUUGUCACCGACAUCUGCACGAGUUUAGUUGCCAGCAACUGCAGCUUAGUGCUUCCAGACAGAAAUAUACCAUAUAAGGAUUAUCGUACAGCCGGACCAGAAUAUGUUUGUUGGAGCAUAACACCAGACUUAACCACACAGCCAUAUUGGAAAUGGUUUGUCUGCAAGUUCAAGUCAGACUUAGAAAAGCGCUAUAACCUAAAAUUUUCAGCCAAGGGAAAAGUCCCAUCAGAUUGGGAAUCUAUUAAAGAAGAUGAUGUUAUUAAGGAUUUAGAGAAUCUGUAGGUUGAUUAAUGAAACUACAAUUGAGCACCCUAUGUCACAGAUUAACUUAUGAAUAUGUGGCUCUGUUUCAAACUCUACAGUCUUUCAUUUUUAAUAUUUUUAAUAACAAACACAAUUCAUCAUCAAACAGCAACAUCUCUAAAAUGGCAUGACAUUUAACGAUCGUUACAUGCAUGCAUAUGUACAUACACUUAACUUGAGGCAUUGUGGGUGUUAUAAUAAACUGAUCACAUUAUGUGACACAAUUUUUGUUCCUGGGUAUUAAGUAUUAUUUCCAAAUUGCAUAUGGUUCAUAAAGAACAGAAAAUGGCUAUUAUUCCCCACAAAUUUUGCUUUUGUGACCAGGACAGUGAUAUUUUGAAAAUUACCUAUUUUCAAUUAGAAAACGGGCAAAUUUGUGUCUUUUCGUUCACAUAAAGUCAGAAAAAAACAACAUGAAUAAAAAUAGACAUGUUUGUAUACUAAAGUAAUACAAAAAUUACUACAAAGAUUUAGAAGUGAGUAGUUUUCGAGAUUCACGAUUAUACUGUAAAUCACUUUCAAGAAUCAGCCCCCAAAUGUCUCCCAUCAUGUUCUCGUUAUACUGUCCUUGGUAGCAGCAUUCAAUGUACAAUAUAUCCUGGUGAAAUCGCUCGCCUUGCUCCUCCGAGUAUGCUCCCAUGUUCUCCUUCAAUUUAUCAAGAUGAGCAUCAAGGAUAUGGAUUUUGAGGGAUAUUCUACAGCCCAUUGUGUGGUGGUUCUUCACCAGAGUCUCAACCAACUCCACAUAGUUUUCGACCUUGUGAUUGCUCAGGUAUCCACGAAUCACUGCGGCAAAGCUGUUCCAAGCCGCUUUUUCCUUACUUCUUGGGGAAUUCAUUGCACUCCAGGAUCUUCUUUUUCUGUGGUUCUUUGACUUCAGACAGCUUAGGGAAGAAGUCUUGAAGGUACUUGAAGGCUGCCAACUCCUUAUCUACGGCUCUAACAAAUUGUUUCAUAAGGCCCAAUUUUAUGUGCAGUGGUGGCAUCAGCACCUUCCGCGGGUUCACCAGUGGCUCCCAUUUGACGUUGUUAUUCCCUACAGAGAACUCGGUCUGCUGUGGCCAGCCCCGCUUGUGAUAGUGCGCCUUGGUGUCCCUGCUGUCUCAAAGGCAAAUAUAGCAGGGAAACGUGGUAAUACCGCCUUGGAGACCCAUCAGGAAUGCCACCAUUUUGAAGUCUCCGAUGACCUCCCAGCCAUACUCAUCAUACUUCAAGACGUCCAGCAAGGUCUUGAUGCUGUUGUAAUCCUCUUUGAGGUGCACCGAGUGAGCCAGGAGAAGAGACUGGUACUUGUUACCAUUAUGAAGCAGCAAAGAUUUGAGGCUCCAGGAUGAGCUGUCAAUGAAGAGGCGCCACUCAUUCUGGUUACAGGCGAUUCCGAUUGCCUCGAACAGACUGGUCACAUUGUGGCAGAAGCAGAGCCGAUCUUGACGGGUGAAGAAGCUGCAAAAAGGUUGGUGACGUUUCCUCUGGUCUGCAACUUGCACACUUUCAUCCAACAAGUUCCACUGCUUGAGCCUAGACGUCAAAAGCUCGGCAUUGGACUUGGUGAGACCAAGAUCUCUGAUCAAGUCGUUGAGGUCUUUUUGGUUGGGUUAGUAUAGGUUUCUCUCCUCAGCUCCACCCCUGAAAUUGUCAUCUGGAUCUACAAGGUUUUCUCGCUCUUUGACUUGCUGCUCCCUUCUAAAGAUGGCUGCUCUCUCUGGAGCAGUGGGAACGGGGAGCACAUGGCAGUGCGGCACCGGGGCGAGUAAUGAAGGAAGGUCCGGAUACGUGAUAGCAGGUGCAUUCUUGUCAGUUCGACGUUUGGAAUGGUCCACCAUGCAGAAGUAGCAGUUGCUUGAGUGGUCAGUGGGUUCCCGCCAAAUUCUUCGGAUAGCGAACUUCAUGACUCUCUUUUCUCCUCUAUGCCAUCCUACAGAAUUUUUAUUUCACACAUGACUAACGUGUAAGAGAUUCUCCCAACAUUUUUCAUGGAUGAUAUAUUUUUCCAAUAACAUUGAAAAUUGUAAAACAUUUUCAAAUAAAAAACUUUUACAAUUUAAUUUUUUUGUAACAAAUUUCAUAACAUAAAAUUGCGAGUUGUUUUGCAUUGCUCGCAGGUGAAAUGAGGUGCGCAGGGUUUGUCUUGAUCCCCGACAGGCAUGCCGAAAUAUGCCUUGUAGGCCUCACACAUCUUAGCAGAUGCUUCCACAGAGUACUUUGUCGCUCUUGUCUUGAUAAAUUGGCCGCAGACAUAGAAAAAUGCGUCUGCCGGACGCUUGCAGCCUUUUGAUGCCAUCACAGAAAAAUGCAGAUAUGUAUCCACUUAGGCAGCUGGAACUAAACUGAACUGGUAGGCUUACAGCCCCUCUAUUUAUACUAUUUAUAUUACUGGAAAGUUCAAACAUUUUCUAGAAGUAUCUCCAAGUUUACUCAGUACUGAAUCUAUCUGGAAUGUUCUGGAAAAUAGGUAAAUUUAAAAUGUCAAUGUCCUGGUCACAAAAGCAAAGUUUGUGGGGAAUAAUAGCCAUUUUCUGUACCUUUGACGCAUAACCAAUUAGGAAAUAACACUUACUGCCCAGGGGAAAAAAAUUGUUACAGUGUUAUCUGCCUAAGACGUGAAUUUUUUCGCGCAAAAUUAAUAUAUCCAUAUUUUUAAGUAAUCUGUAAAGAUAUAUCUACAAUCAUUUCCAAUGUGUUUAUUCCUCUAUACUCUUGUUUUGUUUAAACGUGCAUUUUGUUUGUGAUGCACUUCAAAUGUAAAUACAAAAUUAAGAAUAUAAAUUUUAAUGGAAGUGGUAAAUUACACAUCAGCUAAAUACUUGCUUAAUAUUAAAUUGUGUUUAUACUUUACAAUUUUAAAAUGAAAUCUAAAACCAUUAUUGCAUGUUUUAAUGGCAAGUUUGUGCUUCAAAUUCCCACAAAUACUCUCCAGCCUUGCGCUUUCUUCUUCAUGUUGGUGUCGGACCCCUAUUUCAUGAGGCAAAGCCUUCUCCCCUGGGUACUCUCUUCUAGAACUUUAAUCAGCUGUCCAUCCCCUCUAAUGAAUGCCUAAGACUGGUAUUUUGCCUCACAAUCGUUAAUUUCAGACCUUUAUGUUCAUUCAAAAUUGCUUCAGCAUUAGAGUAAUAAUAUAUUUUCAUGCGAUAGAAUAUGGCCAUUUGAAGUCAACUCCAAAGCUGAAAAGGUUCCAAUAUUGCGCCUUUUGGCGUCAUCUGGUCCAAAACCACGUGAGACUAGGCUUUAAGAAAAGCUGUUUCGGUUGUGGACCAAUCAAUUUCAAGGACAGUGCUACAUUAUCAGAGUUGUGUUUUUUGUUUGCAUUCCGACCGCAGGUAUUGUGGUCAAUGCAAACAUGACUCCUUGUAAAUAAAAGGUGUCAGUUUUGGGGCCAGAUAAAUGGGUAAAAAACCAAUUAUCAUAUUUUGCUACUGGCAAAGGAGGUUCCAAUAUUAUCAAGUAUUUCGUUCUCAGCAUGGAUAUCUGCCAAAUAUAACAUUUAAGUAAAUGUUGAAACAUCUUUACCAGUAACUUCUUCUUUGCUGCUUAUUUACCUUUACAGCAGCAAUUAUGUCUUGCUGAAUGCCAUUUUUCCCAUUAAAAUAAUGAUAUCACCAUUACGUACAAUUACCUCGUUUGCUCUCCAAUUAUACGUUCAGACCCACCUAUAACACAUAUCUGAGUAAAUACAACCGAAUUUCAGCAAGCCUCAGGGUACUGUAAAUCCAUAAUGGGAACAAAUACUUCCAAUGACUGGAAAGGCACCACAUGGGACGCACAAAUUAGCUGGGUUUACAAGGCUCAUAGAAUUUAUUAAAUUAAACAACAUUGUACUGAUAAACACCAUUCACCCUCACAAAUCAUCAAGAAGAUCAACGUAGCAUUCAUGUUGUGGUGCAUUUCACUACUGGACUGACGAUACACGAAUGUCGAACCAUUUUCAGUCAAAUAAACAGAGUGGAUAUUUCUCUGGGCAGACAUUGGAAGUGACGGUGGCUUAAUAAUGAUGAUGGUCACGAACAAACUAAGAAAUAAUUGCAGGGAAAAUAGCACGAGAGCGAAAUAUGACUUGGACAAGCUACAGAGCCGACAGAUCAAGGCAGAAUAUGAAGCAAUGAUUUGAAUAAGGUUAUCACCAUGACUAAUGUUAGCGCUACAUUAAGUUACGGAUGAUUCCAUGUAAUAUCACAAUAAGGGGCCAAAACAUGUUAUUAACAAGGCUCGGGAGUUAAAACAGGCCUGGGUGACUAAGGGGGAAUGUGCCGAAGUGAUUAGUCAUGGAAUUUGAAAUCCAAGAGACCUGAUGGAGAAGACGAAAGAAUAUUAAAUCAUACACUAAACAGCCCUGUCAGAACUGCCAAUGUAAACAAAUACAAAAUAAGGUCAAAAUCUGUUUAAGUCAUUCAACUAUUUUUUUCUCGACAGAAACAGAAGAAAGCUCUUGACACUGUUAGGAAACUCAUCAAAUAGAACCAGUCAAUAAAAUCAGCAACAUAAUAAAUACUUAGCAACUUCUUUGCAAAUAGUAACACAAAUUUACGCGAUCUAACCCAAAAAACCUCUAUUAUGGAAGAUAUUGGUCGCAAAGGCCUACGUGUUAAACUGAGUAACACAAACAGGCAGCCAAUAUGACUCCCUACAAUAUCAAUGUUGCUGAAAUCAUGUGCUUCCAAAAUGUCGUGUCGCUGAUGGGAUGUGAAAAAAUAUUCGUUGAAUGUUCAUAUUGAGGUACAGAUAUUGGAGAGAUGUGUAUUGUAACCCUAUUCAUUUUGGAAGUGUAUUCAAUUAAUUAUGUUAUGAUACAAAGUAGACAAUUGAUAGUAAGGUUGGCAGCAUGCUGUGAAAUAUCUGUAUAAGACCAGAGGAACUUAUUAACCACAUUUUAUAGGGCACAGUCGAAGUUAAGAGAGGUUGGACAAUGAUCAACAUCGAGCCUAAGACGUAAAUAUCAAAUGCAUACAUGUAGAUCACAAGAGACUGAUGAAGGUGGAAUCGGUUGAUACAUCACUGCACAUUACAAGUCACCUACACAUUACAAGUUAAAUAAACAAAACUCACAUUUCUUAGUCUUCAACCCUUAUGCACUCUAUUUCUCUGACCUCUGUUUGUGCUAUGAAAAAGUGCCGUUAUCACAAAUAAUCUGUUUUAUAUUUAUAAAAAUGUGUAUUUAUGGCAGUGCUAUUGCUUUUUUUAUGCUGAACGUUCAGUAACUGAUGAUAAUGACGAUAACAACAUUUUAAUACGUGGACAUAUAAUCGCACAGGUUGGUAAAUGUGAAGAAAAAAUAACAGUUUUGCAUACAAUCAAUACAAUUUCUUCGUUUAUGCAUCGAAGUCAAUAUGCUGUAUGACUUGAGGGGAGGACUUGUACAUUAGAAUGGUUUUAGGUGAUAUCCUUAUAAGCGUAUUAGCAAAUAUUGUCCACGCUGCCUACUCAUCUUCCUUUCCUCCAGAUCCAUUGUAUGUUAUUGCAAGGUCUACAUUAUUUUUAACACCACAAUUCGCAUAGCAUGAAGAUGGUUUUACAAAGGAAAAAACUGCAUAUUAAGUGGAACAUAUCAUAAAGAUCAAUGGCCAAAAGCAAACAACUUGAAAAUGUAAAUGCUGAGUGGAAGCCGGAUCAGGAAAACGACAAAUGCAGAGGUCCUAUAAAUACCAACGAAUAGGCUGAGAUCAAUAAGUAGAACAACACAUUCAUCAUCUGGGCAUUGUUUGGAAUACAGGUGGCAGGAAUUCCUCACUUUGAAGGGAUAUGGAAGGCGAUGAAUAAAACGACAUGGAUGGAUUCAUAAAAAGCAACGAAUAAAAGUGGCAUCAUUGCUGACGAAUGCUUCAGAAGGGUGGACGAGAGGAAAGAUCAAGUUCUACAACUGCCAACCGCUUCCAAAGACAACACAAAUGAUUGACUUUUCAUAUAAUUAUUUUACACGAAGCUUCAUAUUUUACAUUAACAAAUUUAAGUUAUUUGCGUCCAUUGCCAAUUUGGUCAUUGUAAAUAAGGUGCGUGAGCAAUUGGGAGUUGUUCUGGAAUUUGAGUUGUUAUUUUCGAUUGCAUGCAACUUCAUAUAUACAUAAAGAUUAUACUAUCUGCAUACAAUACAGGAAUAUAUUUCACAUAUUUAAGUCAUAUUUGCGAAGUGGAGUGUUGGCAUAGUGCUUUGCUAUCUGCCAUAUGAUAUUUGUUUUCUGUGUAUCUUAUAUUAUUUGGGAAUAAGAAUGUGAUUUAAAUAAUAUGGUUGGUAUUCCAACAACCAAUGAACUAAGGAUUGUUUGGAUGUCGCAUUUUUUUUGUUAAGCUAAUCUGGAUUGUGUAAUGUUUAUAAUGCUGAAGGGGUCACAGUUAUUUGUAUUAAUUAAUACUUGUUUGUAUGUUCUGGAGCAUGAGCAUGAUAUAGUGGCUGUGCAACUAGAUAGAAAACAUCCGUUUAAAAUAAUGUUUUCAAAGUCACAAUUCAAUGUUUUAAUGGGGUCAUAACUCUCGGUUUUAAUCAAUAAAUUUAUAAAAAUCAAAGGA
Lethenteron reissneri (Far Eastern brook lamprey) is the source of this 13911-nucleotide messenger RNA. Its product is annotated as interferon-induced very large GTPase 1-like. Gene Ontology annotation, molecular function: GTP binding. The record is from RefSeq and is a predicted model, not a curated record. NCBI's taxonomy places the organism in Eukaryota, Metazoa, Chordata, Hyperoartia, Petromyzontiformes, Petromyzontidae.